GAGAGGUGCUGCUUCUGCUGCUGCUGCUGCUCUUGGAUUGAUUCGUUUGAUGAUGGAGAAGAAGGACUUGGAUUUGGUUCUGGUGCCGAUUGGGUUGGCGGUCAUGGUUUCGUACCAUGUUUGGCUGCUCUACAGAAUCAGAAGGCACCCCAAGACCACCGUCCUCGGCAUCAACGCCAUCAACAGAGUCGUCUGGGUGAAAGCCAUGAUGUCUGAUGCGAAGAAUGCCAUUCUAGCAGUACAGACGCUUCGGAACAACAUCAUGGCAUCCACUCUUCUCAGCACGACGGCGAUCAUGCUCAGCUCUCUGAUCGUGGUGUUGAUGACCAGCAAUUCUGUUGGGAUAUCAUCUGGGGGCGAAGGAUACGGCGGCGGACUCAUACACGGGAACAGCAGCAAGUUGCUGCUGUCGAUCAAGUUCUUCGCCAUACUGGUGUGUUUCCUAACAGCUUUCCUGCUAUUUGUUCAGUCAGUGAGGUAUUACAGCCACACCGGCGUCCUCAUCAACGUGCCCCUCAAGAAUCAUGCUCCAACUCUGACGCCUGAGUAUGUGGGGAGGAUCAUAAACAAGGGAAGCUAUUUCUGGUCUCUCGGGAUGCGCGCCUUCUACUUCUCCUUCCCUCUGGUUCUUUGGAUCUUUGGCCCUAUACCCAUGUUUGUUUCUUCCAUUGGCAUGGUUUUCUUUCUCUAUUUUCUUGAUACUUCCCAUGAUCCUGUACUCAGUGCGGAGGUCCAGAACGUAGAGCUAGUGUGAAGAAGCGGCAUACGUAGAAAAGAUACAUAAUACAUUAUAUGUUAUGUAAGUAGGUCUGGCAGCCGCUUUUGAUAUAUAUAUAUAUAUAUAGUCUAGAGGUUUCAACUCAAGUUGAAGAAGCUCUAGUCUAGUGACAGAUUCAAUUUCCAGUUGAAUCUGCUCGUGUCAGAUUAGAUAAUAAGGUUGAGAAUUGAGAUUCAACUAAAGUUGUAUGUAUUCCCUAGCAGGGAUCUUGUUCUUUACAUGACUAAUUCGAAUUUGAAGCAAUG
Molecule: messenger RNA, 1023 nt
Organism: Nymphaea colorata (pocket water lily)
Lineage: Eukaryota; Viridiplantae; Streptophyta; Magnoliopsida; Nymphaeales; Nymphaeaceae
Exons: 2
Coding region: 50-754 (234 amino acids)
Source: RefSeq, a predicted model, not a curated record